AAAACAACCGAAAACAAGCGGAGAGGAGCCGGAGUGAGCCGGCUUGUGCCUUUACGAGGGGGUCGCGGUGGUUCCUUUUUAUUAUUUAUUUAUAUUUUUUUAUACAGCUCUUUUUCGUCCGGCGAUGAAUAAAAGGAGAUGAGGGGACUCGUGUCGCUUUACCGGGGCUUAGGCACCCUGAGUAACCGCCAAGCCGGACGAAAAACCGGGAUUUGGGGUUCUCGGUGCGGGUUUUGCGGAACUCAGCCACAGCCAAGCUUUGGGCUGUUGUUCGACAUUGAUGGCGUGCUGAUCCGGGGAAGGUUGCCAAUCCCUGCUGCAAAAAGGGCUUUUGACAAGCUGGUCGACUCUCAGGGACAAUUUGUGGUGCCAGUUGUUUUUGUCACAAAUGCGGGGAACUGCCUCCGACAAACAAAAGCAGAUCAGCUCUCUCACAUCCUGGGAGUUCCCAUUACACAAGAUCAAGUCAUCAUGUCACACAGUCCCUUAAGGAUGUUCAAGAAGUUCCACGAUAAGUGUGUGCUGGUGUCAGGACAAGGACCAGUCCUGGAAAUUGCUCAUAAUUUGGGCUUUCAGAAUGUUGUCAGUAUUGAUAUGCUGAGGGAGUCAUACCCACUGCUGGACAUGGUGGACCACAACAGAAGACCCACACUGCUGUCCAGUCCUGUUGCAAACUACCCUAAGGUUGAAGCUGUGGUUCUGUUUGGGGAGCCAGUUCGAUGGGAGACAAACCUGCAACUGAUAAUCGACGUCUUGUUGACCAACGGUAACCUCAGCAGUAUUCACCAAACCCAGAAGAAGCCUCACCUUCCCCUGCUCGCCUGCAACAUGGACCUCAUGUGGAUGGCCGAGGCACAUUCUCCACGGUUUGGCCACGGAACAUUUAUGGUCUGCUUAGAGAACAUCUAUAAGAAGAUAACAGGUGAAGAUCUAAAGUAUGAGGCUCUCAUGGGGAAGCCCAGUGAGCUCACCUACCAUUUUGCAGAAUACCUCAUCCGAAGCCAGACCAUGCAGCGCCAAUGGAAACUUCCCAUUACUUCUCUUUACGCCAUAGGGGACAACCUCAUGACCGAUAUCUACGGCGCCAAUCUAUACAACCGCUACCUGGAGGAAAGAGUUGCUAGAAAGAACCCCAAAGCUGUUGCUAAGAUGGUGGCGGCCACAGGAUCCACUGCUGCAGUGUCCCAGGACGAGGAGAUGGACAACCUGUGGGAGAGCGAGCUGGCUCUGCCCUCUGCGACCUCCUGUAAGUCUGUCCUCGUCUGCACUGGGGUCUACAACCCCAAAGCAGAGGUUCCCUCCGACGCUAACCACUGCAUCAAGGAGACCGUGUUUCACGGGCACCGCGACUUCCGAUUCGACCCGGCGCUGGUGGAACCAGGCCACAUCGUGCAGGACGUGGCCGAAGCUGUGGACCUCAUCUUUGAGCAGGAGAAGUUUGUGCCUCAGUAGAGUUUUAAAGUGACAUACAGUACAGUAUGUCAUCGCGCAGGCUCGAGCAGAGAAGGUGUGGAGCAUUGUUCCACUUCACGCAUAAGGCACGGGUCAUACUUUACGCAUUCCAAGUGUCCGCUCAGGUCCACGUGAUGUCAUUUCCAUGGUGGUCCACAUGAAACCUUCUCAGUCAUUGGUGAGUAGUCAUGGCCUUUAAGCACUGACUGUACACUGCUCCCUGUAGCACAACACUUUCCGGUCCAGUUGAUCGAAUGCUCUUGUUUUGAUCUACACAUGUACAAACAAGGACAAACAAAUGCUAGCGUGACACAGAACUGUGGGCAUGCAUGAGCAUGUGGAAAUGCGAUGCUACACAGACACAGUGUGAAAAAUGUUUUAUCACCUGACAGGGAAUUUACAGAAUAAAGGUCAUCAUCUAAACAUUCAACACUGAAAAAAACUUAGGAGAAAUGAAUUGGGAAUCUGUUACUAACCCUACUGCUACCUUUUU
Solea solea (common sole) is the source of this 1945-nucleotide messenger RNA. RefSeq names its product haloacid dehalogenase-like hydrolase domain-containing 5. The transcript has 8 exons. The coding region runs from base 139 to 1452 and encodes 437 amino acids. Gene Ontology annotation, cellular component: mitochondrion. Gene Ontology annotation, biological process: glycerophospholipid biosynthetic process. The record is from RefSeq and is a predicted model, not a curated record. Lineage: Eukaryota; Metazoa; Chordata; Actinopteri; Pleuronectiformes; Soleidae.